Messenger RNA from Mobula hypostoma (lesser devil ray), 3468 nucleotides. RefSeq names its product signal transducing adapter molecule 1-like. The transcript is spliced from 14 exons. Lineage: Eukaryota; Metazoa; Chordata; Chondrichthyes; Myliobatiformes; Myliobatidae. Gene Ontology annotation, cellular component: ESCRT-0 complex. Bases 316 to 1896 code for a protein of 526 amino acids. The record is from RefSeq and is a predicted model, not a curated record. Gene Ontology annotation, biological process: protein transport to vacuole involved in ubiquitin-dependent protein catabolic process via the multivesicular body sorting pathway. Gene Ontology annotation, molecular function: ubiquitin binding; phosphatidylinositol binding.
ACGAGAGACGUUCUGGAUCUGGAUCUGGACAGUGGACAGGGUCGAGGGCUCGCAGUCAAUGCUGACGGCUGUGAAACGAUGGCUCGGAGCUCACGCCGGCAGUAGCCACGACGGGAGGCGGCUCGGCGAUCGCGGCGCUGGCAGAACAUCCGGCGGGGGUGAAGCUGCCGCCGUGUCGAUCCCCGCGCAGGCGUUGGGAGAGUCCUGGCUGCAGAGUGAAUCGGGGGGUCUCUAGACGGCGAAACACUCCACGGACGGGCGAGUCCGACUGCAACAAAGUGAACGUACGCCUGGAAGGAGAUACGCGCUUCAGAGAUGCCUCUCUUUAACGCCAAUCCAUUCGAUCAAGAUGUUGAGAAAGCAACAAGUGAGAUGAAUACUGCAGAGGACUGGGGCCUCAUACUGGAUAUCUGUGACAAAGUUGGGCAGUCUCGGACUGGGCCAAAAGACUGCUUAAGAUCCAUUAUGAAAAGAGUAAAUCACAAGGAUCCUCAUGUUGCGAUGCAGGCACUGACUCUGCUAGGAGCAUGUGUAUCAAACUGUGGCAAGAUCUUUCACCUUGAAGUCUGCUCAAGGGAUUUUGCAAGUGAAGUGAGCAACGUGUUAAAUAAGGGACACCCAAAAGUCUGUGAAAAGCUUAAAGCCCUCAUGGUAGAAUGGGCUGAGGAAUUUAAGAAUGACCCCCAACUUAGCCUUAUAUCCGCAAUGAUAAAAAACUUGAAGGAACAAGGAGUUACAUUUCCUGCUGUAGGUUCUCAGGCUGCAGAACAAGCAAAAGCAAGUCCUGCUCUGGUAGCCAAGGACCCCAACGUAACAGCAAACAAAAAAGAGGAGGAAGACUUGGCAAAAGCUAUUGAAUUAUCGUUGAAAGAACAAAGACAGCAGCAGACCAUGGUUUCCAGUCUGUAUCCAAGCACAUCAAGCCUUACCACCAGCAAACCUGAAGGACGGAAGGUGCGAGCCAUAUAUGACUUUGAAGCUGCUGAAGAUAAUGAGCUCACCUUUAAAGCUGGAGAAAUAAUUACUAUCCUAGAUGACAGUGAUCCAAAUUGGUGGAAAGGUGAAACAUAUCAAGGUACUGGAUUAUUCCCAUCCAAUUUUGUGACAGCAGACUUAACAGCGGAACCAGAGAUGUUGAAAACUGAGAAGAAAACGGUACAAUUUAGUGAUGAUGUACAAGUUGAAACUCUGGAACCAGAACCUGAGCCAGUUUUUAUCGAUGAAGAAAAGAUGGAUCAUCUAUUACAGACAUUGCAGAGUGCUAACCCCACUGACGGUCAACCAGACCCAGCAGAUCUACUGCAUCUAGAAGGUAUCUGUCACCAAAUGGGACCACUUAUAGAUCAGAAGUUAGAAGAAAUUGACAGGAAGCAUUCUGAACUGUCAGAUCUAAAUGUGAAAGUGAUGGAGGCUCUGUCUUUGUACGCUAAAUUGAUGAAUGAAGAUCCUAUGUAUUCCAUGUAUACCAAGCUCCCAAAUCAGCAGUAUUAUGUGCAACCAUCCUCCGUAGCAGUCUCACAGCAGGUAUAUUCAGGACAGCCUCCCAGUGGCACUUAUGUAGUGUCUGGAACACCUCAAAUGGCUUCAGUCCAGGGUUACAGUCUUGCAGCUGAUCACAUUCCAUCACUUAGUCAGACUGGUCUUCCACCGACAGCAAGCUCAGCUAUGUCUACCCAGCAGGCUGUGACAUCUUAUACUAAUGCUAUGGCUGCAAGUACAUACAUAAGUCAGGCACCUGUCUAUAGUCAAACUCCCCCUUCAAAUGUCGACAUCUCUAGUUAUCAGAGUACAGGUUUAAAUGGACAACAGAUACCAAGCUACAGUGUUUCCUCGACAGCACAUGGCCAAGAGUCUAGCAGUCAACAAUCACCUUACUCACAGAAAGCACUUCUAUAGAGGAUAUGACAUUUCUCAUCAGUUUUGUCCUUUAACUAUUAACCCUUAAUGCUGGUUGAGAAUAAACAGGCAGUGCUUUAAUUCACAGCAAUUAAAAUAUCAUCAAUAUGCACCAGUUGCACUGAACUUUUGUUUCUUCAAGCAGAACCACCUAAUACUAAAGAAGGACAAAUGGUAAGAUACCCCUGAAGAAGUAUCAUGAUGUCCCAUUUCAUGGGAUAAAAUGGAACUGAUAGCUGUUGUGUACAUAAUGUUGGUUUAUUGCAUUAGUAUUAAAUUUGAUAGCCAUAAGUGAAAAUGUGAAGAUAAACUGUUACAGUUGAUAUAGAAAUUUAAUUCAUGGUGGAUUUCAAAUUAGAUUAUCAAUUUUUCUAGUAAUUUUAAUUUAUAUAUAUUUAAAGUAGAUAAUGUUUCAUCAUCCUUAUUAUGUGAAGGAUCAAAUCUACAUUGCCACAUUUUGCACUCUGAUGAAAAAAAAAAGGCCGCCUAGAUGCCUGCAAUGAUGUUUUGCUCAUUCUGGUCUAAAAGAGGAAGCUCAAAUGAGUUAUAGGACUUUCUAUGCAUUUUGUUUUGCUCCUUUUUCACCUCCAGUGAUUCUGCUUUGGCUUCUUUGUUUUAAACAUUGUUAUAACCUGUUUUUUAUAAAAUUUAUCUUAUUCACCAUAUGCCUAACCUAACUUAAAAUGGAAUUUAUUUUUCAAAUGAAGAGUCAGAAACUUAUUUGUGACUCAUUACAACCAUCUGCAGUUUAAUGCUCAGCUAUAUAAUGGACUGCCUUCAUAUAAUGCUUUGGACGAUUGCAUCCUCCAAAUCUUCAUUUUCAUUGUAACAUUCAAGACGAUUGUCGAUACUCCAACAAGUUAGGAAUUUGAAGGUAGUGAAAUCAUUUCGUUUUCACUCCUGGCUGUAUCUGGCAUCUCCAAGCCUGAACUUUUGAAACAAAACAGUUCUAAAUUGUGUUACUGCUUAUUUCUUGCCAACUAUCAGUGACAGAAAUCACUGCUUUUUGAAAACAAACACAUGCAAUUGAUGCUACAUUAAAAACUGUUCACUUUAUUUACCAUGUGUCUUAAUGGCCACACAAGUGCACACGACUGAUGCUAUUUAGAAUGUUCAGCAGAGCCUCCUGUCCCAGUCAAGUGGCACAGUGUCCCAAAUAAAUGAAGGGAAUCCAGGCUAUUUUCUUGAUUAGUUUUGUUCUUUAAGAGUUAACCCAAAUAAAGUGGCUGCUCCGAUUAUCCAGAAUCCACUGAACUAGUGACUUUUUCCAUGUAAUUCUAGGUCCAAAUGCUUACCCACCAAAGACAAAGCAACGAAGCAAAAUCUGCUCUUAACACUGUUUUGUAAUUGGAGUCAAUCCUUUUUAAUUGAUUGGGGUUGUUUGAUCUUAAUGCUUUUGCAAUAGCUGGAAAAGGUGAUCUUUAGAAUUUAAUUGACAGUAUUCCAGUACUAAUUUUCUUGGCCAACUGAAUUAAAGUGCAAAAACGAGGAAAUCUGCAGAUGCUGGAUAUUCAAGCAACACACACAAAAUGCUGGUGGAAUGCAGCAGGCCAGAGAGCAUCUAUAGGAAGA